Messenger RNA from Rhineura floridana, 1332 nucleotides. RefSeq names its product ADP ribosylation factor like GTPase 1 (gene ARL1). Bases 477 to 1022 code for a protein of 181 amino acids. Gene Ontology annotation, biological process: vesicle-mediated transport; intracellular protein transport. The record is from RefSeq and is a predicted model, not a curated record. Lineage: Eukaryota; Metazoa; Chordata; Lepidosauria; Squamata; Rhineuridae. Gene Ontology annotation, cellular component: cytoplasm; Golgi apparatus. The transcript has 6 exons. Gene Ontology annotation, molecular function: GTPase activity; GTP binding.
CCGCGCCCCUUUGACCGAAGUGAAACACGAACCCUCCCUUUAGCGAGUCCCGCCUUUCUUCGACUUCCUCAAUAGGGAAGCGGGAACGGAUUCUAGCUCACUCUUUUGAAAUGGUAGAUUCGUCACACAGCUGUUGAAUUCGUCAGGGCUUUUAAAAUACAAUUUUUUUAAAAAAAUGACGGUGGCACUGUCACACGAUUUUUCCCACCAGCGGACAGCAACGACGAAGGAAUCAUUUUCGCUCCGAACCUCGUGUCGAAAGCUGUAAGUAGAGAGAGGUGUGCCUCUUUUGCUCUCUCGCCGUGUCAGCGGCACACUUGAGGCACGCAGUAGGAGCGGCUGAGGAAGGCGGUUGACGUGGAACCACCUUCGCGGCGAACUUCCGGGUUAACGGCGGUAGGGGCAGCGGCGUCUGAGAAGGAGGGAGCCUGCGGGGUUUCUCAGCGGGGGAAGCGACGCGGGAGAGCGCCUCAGCUAUGGGUGGCUUUUUUUCAACGAUCUUUUCCAGUUUAUUUGGUACACGGGAGAUGAGAAUUUUAAUCCUGGGAUUAGAUGGAGCAGGAAAGACAACAAUUCUCUACAGGUUACAGGUUGGAGAAGUUGUGACUACCAUUCCUACAAUUGGUUUCAAUGUUGAGACAGUAACCUACAAGAAUCUGAAGUUUCAAGUCUGGGACUUAGGAGGACAGACAAGCAUCAGGCCAUAUUGGCGAUGUUAUUAUUCCAAUACAGAUGCAGUCAUCUAUGUAGUAGACAGCUGUGACAGAGACAGAAUUGGAAUUUCAAAGUCUGAGCUUGUUGCCAUGUUGGAGGAAGAAGAACUAAAGAAAGCCAUUUUAGUGGUCUUUGCAAACAAGCAAGAUAUGGAACAGGCUAUGACUCCAACAGAAAUGGCAAAUGCACUUGGACUUCCAGCUCUCAAGGAUCGAAAAUGGCAGAUAUUCAAAACAUCUGCAACCAAAGGCACUGGACUUGAUGAGGCAAUGGAGUGGUUGGUGGAGACCUUGAAGAGCAGACAGUGAAAUGGACUCAAAAGUUUUCCUUUAGUUGUCAUAUGAAUUAAUGCAAUUCUGUAAAUAGGACUGACUGAAUAUUACCUUUUGAAAGGAAUGGGGUUUCAUUGCAUUGUAAAUCACAUUGAAUCAACGGAAUGUUCGUAUACUAUGUUUAAAAUAUUCCAUUCUUUUAUCUUGUGUAAGUUAUGUAUGUGACAUCAAUUUUUAUUACAGUCAUAACUGAAGUAGACCAUGAGAAAAAUUGGAAUACAUCUUUGUUACUUGGAAUUCUAAGUGUUUGAAACUAUUUAACACUAAUAAAUAUAUUUAACUAUCA